This is a messenger RNA of Bipolaris zeicola 26-R-13, 1431 nucleotides long. RefSeq lists its product as uncharacterized. Gene Ontology annotation, cellular component: nucleus. The coding region runs from base 1 to 1431 and encodes 476 amino acids. Lineage: Eukaryota; Fungi; Ascomycota; Dothideomycetes; Pleosporales; Pleosporaceae. The record is from RefSeq and is a predicted model, not a curated record. Gene Ontology annotation, molecular function: protein binding; protein-lysine N-methyltransferase activity. The transcript is spliced from 2 exons. Gene Ontology annotation, biological process: peptidyl-lysine monomethylation.
AUGGCGGACUUCGAUGUUACCAGCCGGAAGUUCUUGGAUUGGCUGAAGCAUACCGGUGCACAGAUCAAUCCAAAAAUACAACUGGAGGACCUGCGCGCAAAAGAUGCAGGACGAGGCGUCGUUGCGAAGCAGGAGAUUACCGAGCAUGAGCUUCUCUUCAACAUACCCCGCUCCUCUAUUCUCAGCGUAGAAAACAGCAUCCUAUCUACCGAGAUCCCUCCCGCUACCUUCGCCCUCCUUGGUCCCUGGCUUUCUCUCAUUCUUGUUAUGCUUUAUGAGUAUCACAAUGGAUCCGCCUCAAACUGGGCUCCAUAUUUCGCCGUGCUGCCGACCGAUUUCGAUACCCUCAUGUUUUGGACGGAAGACGAGUUGGCGGAACUGCAGGCGAGCGCUGUAGUGAACAAGAUUGGCAAAGAGGGGGCAAAUGAAGUCUUUAUCGAGCAGCUGCUACCUGUGAUUGAAGAGUUUGCGGAUGUCAUAUUCAGUGGCGACGAGAGAGCUAAGGACAAGGCCAAAGAGAUGCGCGCACCGGAGAAUUUGGAGCUCAUGCACAAGAUGGGAAGUCUGAUCAUGGCAUACGCUUUUGACGUCGAGCCUGCAAUCUCAGACAAAGAAGUGGACGAGGAAGGCUUUGCCGAGGAAGAGGAAGAUGCUGCGCUCCCCAAAGGCAUGGUGCCGUUAGCCGACAUGCUAAAUGCCGACGCCGAUCGAUGCAAUGCCCGUCUUUUCUACGAGAAAGAUAGUCUGGAGAUGAAGGCCUUGAAACCAGUUCAAGCGGGAGAAGAGAUAUUCAAUGACUAUGGCCCGCUGCCUAGGAGCGACCUCUUAAGGCGUUAUGGGUAUAUCACCGAUAAUUACGCACAGUACGAUGUCGUAGAGAUCCCCACAUAUCUGGUCUCACAGACGCUUGCUCAUGACGGGGUUUGGCAUGAGGAAAGGAUCGAGUAUCUGGAUGAACAGGAAAUAGUCGACACAGGGUAUGACAUUGCUGCCAGCGUUCCUUUUUCACUCGAAGAAAGUCUAUCACCCGAGCUCAUCAUAUUGGUUGAGACCAUGCUGCUACCACAGGAAGAGUUUGAGCGCCUACAGAGCAAGAGCAGACUGCCCAAAGCCGAGAAAAUGACCGGCAAAGCAGCAGAAAUUCUUUACAAAAUCGUGCAAGCUCGCAUCGCGCAGUACCCAACGACGCUGGAGCAGGAUUUGCAGAUUUCUUCGCAAACGCAGCCCGCUCAGACCAUGUCGCGUAAAGAGCGCCGGGUUGCUAUGGCCAGGACUGUGCGCAUUGGCGAAAAGACACUGUUAGUACAGACUGAAGAAAGAUUAGCAGAAAAGGUAGCAAGAGACAAUGGCGCAAUGGCUAAGAGGGCAAGAGAUGUGGAUGAAGAGGGUGAUGUAGAAAUGGGAGGAACAGGGAAGAAGCAUAGAGCUUGA